GACUAGGGCCCAAGUACACCAACGACUCUCUCUCUCUCUCUCUCUCUCUCUCUCUCUCUCUCCUCGCAAUCGCCCGACGAUUCCUCCGUUGCCGAAUGCAAGGUUCUCUCUUUCUGUCUCCGUUCAAUUCACUCUACUGUUUUACUCGACCUUAUAGCUUCAUUUACGCCAUUGGCAUUCUAAUUUCCACACACCCAUAUGCAUGUUGAUCAAAAACCCAAUUUUGCAAACCCACAAGAAAAUCGAUGCUAUGCAUUCGAUUCUUGAGACACCCAUUUUGAUAUGUAUAGAGCUCUUGGCUAUUCUCGACUAAUGUACCGCGCUCGCAUAGCUAACUACGUCAAAACCGGCCUCAUUGAUCAAGCCGUCCAAGUGUUCGACGAAAUGACUCAAACAGACUGUAGAGUGUUCAGCAUUGACUACAACCGUUUUAUUGGCGUUUUAGUUCACCAUUCCCGCUUUGAUUUGGCUGAAAAGUAUUAUAAUAAGAUGGUCUCAGAUGGGUGCUCUUUAACCUCUUUUACAUAUUCAAGAUUCAUUGUUGGGUUGUGUAAAGUUAAAGAUUUACAAUUCGUUGAGAAACUUUUGGAUGACAUGGGUAAACUCGGGGAAAUCCCGGAUAUUUGGGCUUUCAAUGUAUAUUUGGAUCGGUUGUGCACCGAGGGUUUGGUGGACAAGGCUUUGGAGGUGUUUUGGGUGAUGGCUGAGAAGGGGAGAGAGCCUGAUGUUGUGAGUUAUACUAUUGUUAUUAGUGGGUUGUGUAGGGCUAGAAGAUAUGAGAACGCCGUCGAGCUUUGGCAUUUGAUGGUUGAGAAGGGCGUUAGUCCUGAUUGUAAAGCGUGUAGGGCGAUUGUUUUGGGUUUGUGUGAUGGUGGGAAAGUGGAUUUAGCUUAUGAGCUUACCGUGGGGGCAAUGAAGGGUGAAGUUGAGUUUAACACGUCAAUUUAUAAUGCACUUAUUCAUGGGUUUUGUCAAUCUGGUCGGAUUGACAAAGCUCAAGCGAUUAAGACGUUUAUGAGCCGGAAUGGGUGCGAACCAGAUUUAGUUACGUAUAAUAUUUUGUUGAACUAUUGUUGCAAUGAGCUUAUGUUUGAUGAGGCAGAGAAGUUAAUGGAGAAAAUGAAGAAGAGUGGAAAGGAACCUGAUGGGUAUAGCUACAACCAACUUCUUAAAGGCCUUUGCAAAAUCAAUAGGUUGGAUAAGGCCUACCGGUUGAUGCUGAAGAUGGAGGCAAAAGGGUUGGUUGAUGUUGUAUCUUUUAACACAAUUAUUAAAGCACUCUGCAAGGCCGGCCACAUUAAAAGAGCUUAUAAGCUGUUUGAGGAGAUGGGCCAAAAGGGUAUAGCUCCAGAUGUGGUGACGUUUACAAUACUUAUAGAAGGUUUUCUGAGAGAAGGUAGCCCAAAUUUGGCCAAGAAGCUUCUAGAUCAGAUGAGUGGGAUGGGCCUGUCACUUGAUCGAAUAUUGUACACUACAAUUGUCGACCAUCUGUGUAAGACUGGGAGAAUAGGGUUGGCUUACAGCAUUUUCUGUGACAUGGUAGAGCAGGGAAUCACCCCUGAUGUAGUUUCCUAUAAUGCAUUGAUAAAUGGGCUUUGCAAGACUUCUAGAGUAAGUGAAGCUAUGCUUCUGUAUGAUGAGAUGCUAACAAAAGGAUGCCAUCCGGAUGAGGUGACAUUCAAAUUGAUCAUUGGAGGCCUUUUACAAGAGAAAAAGCUUUCGGCAGCGUGUACAGUCUGGGAUCAAAUGAUGCAGAAGGGCUUCACUCUCGACAGAGAUGUUUCUGAGAUUCUUAUAAAAGCUAUCCACUCAACAGAUUCCUCUUGCAGGAAUAUCAGAAAUGGUUGAACUUUACGAGUCUUGGUGCAUUUCUGUUACACUCCAACAAAAGCUGCUCAGGCAGUAAUCAACGGAUGGAUACUCACUGCUGAUAUGCAUCUGCAAACAGAACAACUCGUGAUGAAUCCAAGCUCGAAGUCCUGUUGCAAAGAGUAAAGAAGAGCAAGAGAAAUGCUCUCUUACGAUUCUGAAGGGAUACUGAUAGCAAAAUAAAGCAGAGACCUUCAUAAAUGUAACCCGCAGGGAUACUGUUGUAUUUGGUUGAAGACAGUUCAUAUUACUCAACAAUGGAGGUAAUUUCCUAGAGCGAGAGCUGAAACAGCUAUCCAAUGGUGGUAUCAAGCCAACUGAUAAACUGUAACUUUCGAAGCAAAUUCUUGAUUGCGGCCGCAACUAUAUUCGAUAGGUGAUUUAAGAAGGGCUUAAGCUGCAAAUGGCUGUUGAUCCUGAUUUGCUGAUAGAUAAUUUCUUUAUUUUUUUUACAUUGAGCUUAGGAGUGGUGAGCCCCUGCAAGAGCUGGCCGCUGCCUUUUUUUUUUUCCCCUUCCGGGCUAGUUCUUGAUUUCCUUGAGAUAGGAAGUCUAUUUCUGUGUUUUAGUUAUUCUUUGGGUUUGACAUUGAUUAGGUCGAAUUGCACAUUUAUGUUGUAUUUUAGGUCCCCAUAAGGUGAUGAGCUUAUUUUUGUGGAUAGGCACCAUGUCUGCAUGAGUCCCUCUCUUUAACUUCAUCUCACGUUAAAAAAACAUGUUCGAGCAAUUCUUUUACAUUCACCAUUUUCACUUCAUCACGUUAAAAAAAACCUUCGAAUUCCCGUGACCCAUCACUGCAAGACAAACCCAUAAAUUUUAAACUUUGUCUGCGACAACCGCAGCCUCGAUCCAUAUCCCCAGCCACAGCAAAAACCCACACUUCGAUUUCCAGCCACAGCAACAAUGCCCACAACGAAACCAUUAAGGAAACUGUGGAUUUUUGUUGAAUAUGCAGUACUCCUUAGGGUAAAAACACCCUAAAUUGCUUGCAACGUUGAAGCACAAGAUGUGAGGAAUCAAACAAAAUCUUGUGAUACAAUUCUCCAUACUAACUGCAACAGACUAUAUAUUCACAACACCAGUGACUUGUUAAAAGAAUGUUGCUCACAUUUUUUACAAUACAAGUAUACAAUAUCGUAGGAAAACAGUUGAAUCCAGAAUUUCCAUGUCCAAAGAGCAAAACUGCUGUAACAGCAUAUAUGGUACAAAACUCGAACGAGAAGAUUUCUUCUCCCAGCAUUGGAUAAUUUACACAAGUGGAAUGAUAAUCAUCGCCCCCAUUAAUAAGCCAAACCAAACCAAAUCA
Rhododendron vialii is the source of this 3173-nucleotide messenger RNA. Its product is annotated as pentatricopeptide repeat-containing protein At1g13040, mitochondrial. Bases 283 to 1848 code for a protein of 521 amino acids. Gene Ontology annotation, molecular function: protein binding. The record is from RefSeq and is a predicted model, not a curated record. Lineage: Eukaryota; Viridiplantae; Streptophyta; Magnoliopsida; Ericales; Ericaceae. The transcript is spliced from 3 exons.